This is a messenger RNA of Phascolarctos cinereus (koala), 1294 nucleotides long. It is a transcript of the gene BCAP31, whose product is annotated as B cell receptor associated protein 31. NCBI's taxonomy places the organism in Eukaryota, Metazoa, Chordata, Mammalia, Diprotodontia, Phascolarctidae. Gene Ontology annotation, biological process: intracellular protein transport; endoplasmic reticulum to Golgi vesicle-mediated transport. The record is from RefSeq and is a predicted model, not a curated record. Gene Ontology annotation, cellular component: endoplasmic reticulum; endoplasmic reticulum membrane.
ACUUCCUAUUUCCGGCCCGUGGACACAAGGCUGAGGGGCGGGGCUUGGGCGUGAGAGUUUUGAGUUCGAGCAGUGAAAUUUUGCGGCUCUGGUGCAGAGGCGAGCAGGUCAAAACCAGCUAGUGACUAAGGAUGAGUCUCCAGUGGACUGCGGUUGCUACCUUCCUCUAUGCAGAGGUCUUUGCUGUGCUGCUGCUCUGCAUUCCUUUUAUUUCUCCCAAAAGAUGGCAGAAGAUCUUUAAGUCCCGCCUGGUGCAACUGGUGGUGAGCUAUGGCAACACCUUCUUUGUGGUUCUCAUUGUUAUCCUGGUGCUGCUUCUCAUUGAUGCUGUGCGGGAGAUCAGGAAAUACGAUGACGUGACAGAGAAGGUGAACCUGCAGAAUAACCCUGGGGCCAUGGAACACUUCCACAUGAAGUUGUUCCGAGCCCAGAGAAACCUCCACAUCGCUGGCUUCUGUCUGCUGCUGUCUUUCCUACUCAGACGCCUGGUGACUCUUAUCUCCCAGCAGGCCACACUGUUGGCCUCCAAUGAAGCCUUCAAAAAACAGGCUGAGGGUGCCAGUGAAGCUGCCAAGAAAUACAUAGAAGAAAAUGACAAGCUGAAGAAGGAAGCUGGCAUCGAUGGUGGUAAAUUGGACCUGAACGAUGAUGUGCUAGUGGAGAACAAAAACCUGAAGGCUGAGCUCAAGAAACUCACGGAGGAGCUGGCCAUCAGCAAGCGAAACCUGGAGAGAGCAGAACAUGAGGCUCUGGCCAUGCGCAAGCAGUCGGAAGGGCUGACCAAGGAGUAUGACCGUCUGCUGGAGGAGCAUUCUCGCCUCCAGGCUGCAGUGGAUGGGCCGACAGACAAGAAAGAGGAGUGAGGGAUUGGCUCUUCCUCCUUCCAUUCCUCCCCAUCACAAGCAGCUGGGUCACGUUGGAAAGCUGGGAACCUCAAGCAAUGCUCCCUGCCCUCCAUGUACCCCAAGCUCCAUAUACCCCACAUAUACACAGCUGCUUUUUCACUUUUGCUCAGCUUGUAAAUAAACUUUGACCAACUUUGACCACUGAACUUCCUCAUGCUUGCCUUAUCUAGAGGGCAACCCCAGCGAUUGGAGGUGGGGGCAGAGCCCUUUCUCUUUAGUCCCCCUUGCUCUCCCUACCCCUCAUCUCUUCCAAAAAACAAAAGGGAUUUGGUUGAGUUCUUUGGGGUGGUGGCUGUUUGAAGAGCCCUCUGCUUUUUUCUUGAGAUGAGGAAUAUUGUGUUCUAGUUCCCAGCUUCUCUUGGAGAAAUAAAAUUUGUUAAUCAAAGCUA